AUGUCCGGAUACAAAGAUCCUUGGGAGACAAGACAACUGGAAGCAGAACAUUUCACGCCUCCGCUCCUCCUGGCCGCUCGAUCCGGCAACACAGAUCUAGUCAAAGCACUUCUUGCAUAUGGCGCAAAUCCCAAUACUCCCUACCAUGGCAUCGGUGGUCUCCGUCGCGACAGCGAUGGCUCCGGGCUUAAGGCACAGGCUGGCUUUACCUGCGGAAGGGUCAUACAGUCAGCGAUGGAGUAUGGGCAUCCUGAGAUCGUCCAAUUGCUCCUCGAUGCAGGUGCUGAUAUCAAUCUUCCACGUCCAGUCUGGCCCGUGCCGGUGUGGCCAGUGGGGGGUCAUGUGUGUGAGCCAGUACCCAGAGCUGUAUAUCUUGAGGUUACUGCGGGCCUGGAGGCAGCGAUGUCAGCGAGAAGAGAGGCAAGGUGA
Messenger RNA from Uncinocarpus reesii 1704, 429 nucleotides. RefSeq lists its product as uncharacterized. The transcript has a single exon. The record is from RefSeq and is a predicted model, not a curated record. NCBI's taxonomy places the organism in Eukaryota, Fungi, Ascomycota, Eurotiomycetes, Onygenales, Onygenaceae. Gene Ontology annotation, molecular function: protein binding. The coding region runs from base 1 to 429 and encodes 142 amino acids.